AAAUUUUUCCAAGAGAUUCCAGUCUAAAAGACAAAUUCAUAAAACAUUUUACAGGGCCAGUCACAUUUUCAUCAGAGUGUAGCAAGCAUUUUCAUCGACUGUAUCACAACACAAGGGAUUGCUCAACGCCAGCCUAUUAUAAAAGGUGUGCAAGGUUGCUAACAAGAUUAGCAAUGAGCCCUUUGUGUACACAGUCCUAGGAUGUUUGCUAUACUUUCUACUAAGGAGAGAACUCUGAUUUGCCAAGAAAGUGCCUUGAAAUCUUCCAAGACAGAGAAGACAUCUUUUACCUUUUUGAUUUACAGCAUUUUGUUACUAGAUGCAUUUUAUUUUCAUAUAUUUGUCGGACAUUCCAUAUUUGUGUGAAACAUUAUUUUAUUUUAAUUUGUAAAUUUGUGGCCUAUAGUUCAAACAAGCCAAUUAUUUAAAUACAUUGUAUAUAAAGAUUACUAAUGAUAUACUGAUCAAAUGUUAUAACCAUAUGCAGGGAGUCAGUAAAAUUCUGCUCUUUCUCUUCUUCCAUUGUAUUUACAUCAUUCUGCUCAGGCUCUUACUUUCAUUAUUUGCACUAACUUGAAAUGCAGAAGUCUAUGUAACUGAAAUCUGAAUAAGCUGUAAGUGGGGAAGUUUUACUUGCCAUGGAAGAUAUUUUAUAUUAUGAAGCUUUGUUAAUAUAUACAUAUAUAUUAUUGCGCAUCAGAAAAAAGAUUGCUCAGAAAUGCAUCUUGCUUUCAGGAACAUUUGUAUGAGUAUUCUGGAUUUUCAUCAGUUACAUUUGUACUGGCACUUAUGGAAAGAGUUGCAAAUAAUGUAAAUAUAAAGACUGGAAAACUGCAAUGCAGUUUUGGUGGAAUAAAGAAC
This is a messenger RNA of Phaethon lepturus (White-tailed tropicbird), 861 nucleotides long. It is a transcript of the gene ALKAL1, whose product is annotated as family with sequence similarity 150, member A. NCBI's taxonomy places the organism in Eukaryota, Metazoa, Chordata, Aves, Phaethontiformes, Phaethontidae. The transcript has 4 exons. Gene Ontology annotation, molecular function: receptor tyrosine kinase binding; receptor signaling protein tyrosine kinase activator activity. The annotation marks the transcript as partial. Gene Ontology annotation, biological process: positive regulation of ERK5 cascade; positive regulation of ERK1 and ERK2 cascade. The record is from RefSeq and is a predicted model, not a curated record.